AUAUAAUACCAAUAACAACAAGAAAGCAUUUGGGUGCUCCAGCAGCGUGCGGGGCGGCAUACAAAAAAAAUUUAGUGGAGAUCGGCGGGCGGCACUCGACAGGAAAGAGUAAACACCUUAUAAGCAGUUUGAGGCGUGACUUUAGCCACGCAAUAGUCGUCAACCUGGCCGGAAGCAACGCCGCCAACAGUUCCAUCAACACCACCAGCACCAGCACCAACACCUGUAAAAGUAACAAAAGCAACAGCAACAACAAACACAACCAGAAGACUGAGACACCGUCCAUUAGAGCAGCACAGAAAAUGGCCUCAACCGGGGAAAUUUGGCUGCAAUGGUUCUGUUGUUUCCAACAGCAAAGGUCCCCCUCACGCCGUCCGCACCAACGACUGCGUAUCGAUCGUUCCAUGAUCGGUAAUCCCACAAAUUUUGUGCACACGGGCCACAUCGGAUCGGCCGAUGUAGAGCUCUCGGCGAACCGUCUGAACGCGAUCUCAACGCAAAUGCAGAGCAAGGGAGGCUAUGAAACGAACUCGAUCCACUCGCUACAUGCCUGCUGAUGUUGCCCACCACCACAAGGCGUUGUUGUUGUAGCUGUGCUUUGUGUUGUUGCAUUUCGUGCAAUUUUUUUUUUGUAAUUUUUAUAAAAACAUUUCUUAUAAUUCUUUGUUAAACGCGAGUGUUAUCAGUUGUUCCAAAGGCGAUGAUGAUGCCGGCGAAGAAGCAAAUUAACAAUCAGCUCCACAAAACUGUCCAGUGGAACGAAAGGUGCAGAGAAAGAGCGCUGAAGAGUGGAAGGGCAGGAGAGUGCUGCUGUAGAGGAGUUGAUAUUGGAAAGCACCACAGGCACGGACAAUGGAUUCGGAAGGGCAGGAGAGUGCUGCUGUAGAGGAGUUGAUAUUGGAAAGCACCACAGGCACGGACAAUGGAUUCAAUUAUGGGAUUGAAUAACACCAGCUAUAUACAUACACACAUAUAUGUAUAUAUUUUAUAUGUAUACUAUAUGAGCAUGUGGUCGGUACCGAUGUUGACAAAGAGAUACCCAAUUCUCAGUCCAUAUUUCCUUUGAAACUGUACUGUUGCACCUUUUGCGAGUAUUAUUUAUAUGAAAAAACUCAAAAGAUUUAACAGUCGAUCAAAAAAUCUCUACAAACAAAAUAAAACGAAUCGAAAUUAACUAAUUUGCAAACCCAAACUCGAAAUAAAAUCAAUUUUUUAACAAA
Molecule: messenger RNA, 1220 nt
Organism: Scaptodrosophila lebanonensis
Lineage: Eukaryota; Metazoa; Arthropoda; Insecta; Diptera; Drosophilidae
Gene: Spec2
Product: CDC42 small effector protein homolog
Exons: 3
Coding region: 303-557 (84 amino acids)
Biological process (GO): regulation of Rho protein signal transduction
Cellular component (GO): plasma membrane
Molecular function (GO): small GTPase binding
Source: RefSeq, a predicted model, not a curated record